Messenger RNA from Nylanderia fulva, 796 nucleotides. The record is from RefSeq and is a predicted model, not a curated record. Lineage: Eukaryota; Metazoa; Arthropoda; Insecta; Hymenoptera; Formicidae.
GGCACGCACGCCACGUUCACGGGCGUGGAUGCACGUCGUGGUCGUGGAUGCGCGCGUGCAUCUCGAGUGAUCCGCGUCGACUCCCGCCGCAUAUCUCUCUCUCUCUUUCUCGUGCCGCACGCGCGUGCACACGGCCUUCGCGUGUGCUCACGCCAAUCCUCCGCUGGAGAAACGGGUUGUCGCCGUGGGACAGAGACGGGAGACCGUUCCUCUUCCUCGAGGAGGAGCGCGGGAUCGGUAUUUCGGAGACGGUAGACCCGAAAAAAAUCCGGACGGAGAGGAAUGUCGUCCCUUUUGAGUCCUGGCGACGUUCUCGGCUUUCUCGAUCGUCAGGUCGACUGGUCGAGGUGUAGAAUCGGUCGUGGACUGUGCAGGGACGCAAAAGGACGGUGCUGGAAGGAGGGUCGGCGAUGUUUAACGCAUACAUACAAGAAAAGAGGCGGGAAGGAGAGGGAAGGGUCUCGAAGAAAGAGCGAGAGAAGAGAAGAGAAGAGCGAGAAGGAGGGCUUAGUAUCGGGCUCUCGACACCGGUUUUGUGCCUGGUCGGUUCGCUUAGUUGGCAAGACUACAAGCAGAGGUCGUUCGUCGUUCUCGAUGAAUGUCUUGCCUGCAGAGAGAAAGAGAGAGAGAGAGGAGAGAAAGAAAAAGCGACAAAAAGUGAAGAGGAGAUGAAGAAGUCGAAGAGAACGAUGCUGGACCAAAGGAUUAAAUGUAUAAAAAUGUUCGAAAAUUAUCCUAGAACAGAGAGAAAGUAAAUUGCCAAUUAAAUUUUUGUUAUGAUACAAAUAUGGACAAA